AUGUCCAAGCCUCUCCGACAGCGUCUAACAGCACGCGAGGAGCAGCAGUUACGAGUUGAAAAUGGGGGCACAGACCCAGUUACUGUGCUUGAUACGUCUCAAGUCAACAACGUAAACAAUGUGCUUUUCCGCUGUGUCGGUUGUCAACGGGCUUUUCAUAUACGACAUCUGCCAGUGGAAGAAGGUAUUGUCGUAAGAUCUGAUAUAAAUGCAGUUUUUGCCCAGUACAGCCUGAACUGGCAGUGCAGGGAUUGUUCUGAUGCCCCCGGAGAUGUCGAGGGCAUCGUCGCAUGGCGCCCCGCCAACCUCGAAGCCAAGGCUUCCGCACAACUAGUGGAGGCUGUCCCCGAGACCGAUAAGGAGUAUCUCGUCAAAUGGAAGAAACUGUCCUAUUUCCGCGCUACGUGGAAACGUGGUGACUGGCUCUGGGGUGUGAGCAGAACGAGCAUGCGUCGAUCAUUCUUCAACUCACCCAAGGCCCGCAAGCCCAUUUGGACUUCCGAGGAGGCCAUUCCUGAGGACUUUCUACGAGUUGAUAUUGUUUUUGAUGUCGUUUACUCGGACGCUGCGACUAUGCCGGAUGACAAGGCAAAUCCUGAGAUGGUUGAACGCGCCUAUAUCAAGUACAAAGGGUUGACAUAUGAAGAUUCAGUGUGGGAACUCCCUCCGCUCCCCUUUGAGGCUGCUCGAUGGAGCGAUUUCAAGCUCGCUUUUGAGGAUUGGAUAUAUCGGGAUGCCAUCCGUCCUCCCUCUCACGCUGCUCUCGAAACCCAUCUCUCACGGGUUCGAGCCCGGAAUUUUGAGACAAAGCUGGUGUUGCGCUCGCAGCCGGAGCUGAUGACUGGGGGCGAACUUAUGGAAUACCAGCUAGAUGGUGUCAAUUGGCUGUAUUAUAUGUUUAUAAAGCAGACAAACUGCAUCCUUGCUGACGACAUGGGCCUUGGCAAGACCAUCCAGGUCAUCGGGUUAUUCGCGACUUUGAUUCAAAAGCAUGGUUGCUGGCCGUUUUUGGUUGUUGCUCCCAAUUCGACGUGUCAGAAUUGGCGACGCGAGAUCAAGAUGUGGGCGCCCAAACUUCGGGUGGUCACGUAUUAUGGCUCUUCUUUUACUCGCCAAAUGGCUCGGAAUUACGAGAUGUUCACUGAAGACAGCAAAGACCUUCGGUGCCACGUGGUGAUCGCGUCCUAUGAGAGUAUGGUCGACGGAGGAACUAAGCAGGUCCUAGCUAAGAUCAAAUGGGCAGGCUUGGUGGUUGACGAAGGACAACGUCUCAAGAACGAUAAGAGCCAGCUCUAUGAAUGCCUUCAACGCAUGAAAUUCAGUUUCCGCGCCCUACUCACAGGGACCCCUCUUCAGAACAACAUUCGGGAGUUGUUCAACUUGAUCCAAUUCCUUGACCCACAACGACAUGCGGAACAAUUGGAAGAGGAAUAUGGGGACCUCACUUCGGACAAUAUCCGGGCCUUGCAUGAGAUGAUCCGACCGUUCUUCUUGCGGCGCACCAAGGCUGAAGUUCUACCGUUCCUACCGCCGAUGGUGCAGAUCAUCGUUCCCGUUUCGAUGUCUGUUGUGCAGAAGAAACUCUACAAGUCAAUCCUCGGCAAAAACCCAGACCUAAUUAAGGCGAUCUUCCAGAAGCAAACGAGCCAUCUCAAAAAAUCCGAGCGUUACAAUUUGAAUAACAUCUUGAUGCAGCUAAGGAAGUGUCUUUGUCACCCCUUUGUUUACAACCGGAAUAUCGAAGAAAAGAGCCCUGAUCCUGUUGUUUCUCACCAGCACUUGGUCGAGGCAUCUGGAAAGCUGCGUUUGCUGGGCUUGAUGCUCCCCAAUUUGCGCGAGCGCGGGCACCGAGUCUUGAUUUUCAGUCAGUUCUUACCAAAUUUGGACAUCGUCGAGGAUUUCCUUGAUGGUCUUGGGCUCAAGUAUCGUCGUCUGGACGGAAGCUUGUCAUCUUUGCAGAAACAGAUCCAGAUUGAUGAUUUUAAUGCGCCCGAUUCCCCAUACUUUGCAUUCCUCCUGUCGACCCGGUCUGGUGGUGUCGGCAUCAAUCUUGCUAGUGCAGACACCGUCAUCAUCAUGGAUCCAGACUUCAACCCGAAGCAAGACCUGCAGGCACUAUCGCGCGCUCACCGAAUUGGCCAGAAGAAUACUGUUCUUGUGUUCCAGCUCAUAACACGAGCUACCGUGGAAGAAAGGAUUAUGCAAAAGGGCAAGAAGAAAUUGGCAUUGGACCAUGUGCUCAUCCAGCGCAUGGAGGAUGAUGAAGUCGAGGAGGAUCUGGAAUCUAUUCUUCGGCAUGGUGCUGAUGCACUAUUUAACGACGAUAACUCUGCAGACGUUACCUACACCUCCGAGUCUAUUGACAGGCUUCUGGAUCGAAGCCAAGCGGAACAUGCCGAGAAAAUCGCUCACGACACGGCCAGUACCUCGACCGAGCAGCCACAGUUCAGCUUUGCUCGUGUCUGGCAGAAUGACCGUGGCACCCUCGAAGAAGUGACCGAAGGGGAAGACACACCUGUGGAUACCACUCUUUGGGAUCAGAUCCUCCAAGAGCGUGAACGCGCAGCAGCCGAGGAGGCUUAUCGGAAAUCCGAGGGGCUUGGCCGUGGCAAGCGAAAGAGAACGACAGUCAACUACCGAACGAAAGGGGAGGAGAAUGAUGGCGAGCCCACGCCCGUGAAAAAGAAGACGGGCGACCUUGAUCGAGAAUUUGAACCGGCAGACCAUGAAGGUGACGAAACAGACUCUCUCGGGGAUGCCGAAGAAGAUGCCAUGGAUAUGGCGGGCGAGCAGCCUCCGCCACAGGUUAGACACCGUCCUUUUAUUCGAGUCCGGUCGCCUCCUCCAGUACGACCAAUGAGUACAGAUGACACCGGAGAUCUCCGCUUGGCCUGCGCCGCAUGCAAGAAGCACCAUGGUCGUGGCAGUUGUCCACUGAAACUCGCCGGGGUCGAGUAUUGCCCACUCUGUGGUUUGGCGCAUUUCGGCCGAAAUCGUUCUUGCCCGCAUCUGCAGUCCGAAUCCCAGGUACGUCGGAUGCUAGUCGCCCUGUCAAAGAGCACAGAGCAUCCUGAACAUGUCACCUUGGCCAGACAGUAUUUACGCGGCAUUCUCGGCCAUUUGAAUGCACGUGCACGGCAGGUGGCUAUGCAACAGAGUCAACAUCCAAGUCUUCAGGGUCCCAUUCCAGCUCAGGAACCUGGGGCGCCGAUUGCGUCUGUGAGGCACUGCCAUAAAGCACCAACCUCGGAACCUUACAGCUCGGUUGGUCCCACCCUUGCGCAAGUGGACCCUAAUCAUCUCUCCUGA
Messenger RNA from Penicillium riverlandense, 3309 nucleotides. RefSeq lists its product as uncharacterized. Gene Ontology annotation, biological process: chromatin remodeling; negative regulation of transcription by RNA polymerase II. The transcript has a single exon. Lineage: Eukaryota; Fungi; Ascomycota; Eurotiomycetes; Eurotiales; Aspergillaceae. Gene Ontology annotation, cellular component: nucleus; chromatin. Gene Ontology annotation, molecular function: histone binding; chromatin binding; ATP-dependent chromatin remodeler activity. The record is from RefSeq and is a predicted model, not a curated record. The coding region runs from base 1 to 3309 and encodes 1102 amino acids.